UACAAUCGCCUUGCCGAUGAUGACAAGAACCACAACCUCAUUGAAGAAGUGGAAGUCGACAUCCACCUGAAAUCUGGUAUCAUCCCGCGCCGUGUUGUGUACAAACAAAGGAACUCCAAAUUGGUCGCUUGGGAAGCCGAGAUAUGCACGUCUAACCACAAGCACGGCUUGAUUGAGCCAGAAGACAUCUUUAGUACGGUACCCCGAACCCAAAAUCGGCAUAAGAUAACAUUUAUUGCCCUGAUUAUGCCGUCGCCCAUGAAAACUUUGAUGUUGGCUCCUACCCGAUGCCCUCCGAGGAAGAAUGCCUCGGCCACCUCCGCAAUGCGAACAUCAAAGAAAUGUGUCGACAUGACGGGUAGUUUCAACCAGCUGAAGUACACGGAAUGA
Molecule: messenger RNA, 390 nt
Organism: Sphaeroforma arctica JP610
Lineage: Eukaryota; Ichthyosporea; Ichthyophonida
Exons: 1
Source: RefSeq, a predicted model, not a curated record